GCUCUAACUCUGAAAGUAGCUAAGGUUUUCAAUACUUCUCUUCAUCAUGUGCUGUGAGUGCUGCGGCGAAACGCAGCGUAAAAGCUGGGUCUUUGGCAUUGGCUCCUUGUUUGCCGUUCUGGGCAUAGUCUUGGUUAUCAUCUGGCCCAAUUUGGCGGAUAAACUGGUUGAGAAUGGCUUAAAACUCGAACCGGGCACCGAUACCUACGACAGCUGGCUGGAGGCCCCUAUACCCAUAUACCUGAAAUUCUAUAUGUUUAACUGGACUAAUCCCCAGGACAUACGCAAUCCAAACAUCAAACCGCACUUCACCGAAAUGGGCCCGUAUGUCUUCCUCGAGAAGCACAAAAAGGAGAACUUCACCUUCUUCGAAAAUGCGACUGUAGCGUAUUAUGAGCGCCGCACUUGGUUCUUUGAUGAGCAGCAGUCCAAUGGCACGUUGCUUGACAUGAUUACGGCGGCACACGCCAUAACGGCCACCGUAGCCGAUGAGAUGCGUCACUCGAAAAAGUUUAUUAAAAAGAUUGUUAACUUUAUGAUGAACACUGAAGGCGGCACUUUGUAUACCACAAAGCCCGUGCACGAAUGGAUAUUCGAUGGCUAUCAGGAUGAUCUCACGGAUUUUCUUAAUCUGUUUAACACUUCCAAAAUUGAUAUUCCGUAUAAACGUUUCGGCUGGCUUGCGGAUCGCAACGGCUCACUGGAAUACGAUGGUCUUUUUACAAUACACACGGGCACCGAUGACAUCUCAAAUUUGGGACGCUUGACCCACUGGAAUAAGAAAAACGAGACAGGAUUCUAUAAGUUGCCUUGCGGCAUUGUCAACGGUACCACAGGCGAUCUGUUUCCACCUAAAAUGAACAUUCAAGAUGAGAUUACUAUAUUUGCCACCGAUGCUUGCCGAUUCAUGAAUCUUCGACCUGAGGGAACCCUAGAGAAGCAUGGCCUUACGGCAACACGUUGGGUAGGCACCGAGGAGACUCUCGAUUCCGGCGAGAACUAUCCAAAUCAGGCCUGCUUCUGCGAUCCACGCUUGCAGGAAUGCCCCAAAACAGGCGUAGUCGAGUGCAAGGAAUGUCGCGACAAAGCGCCAAUUUACUCAUCAUUCCCGCAUUUCUAUUUGGCGGACAAGUCGUAUUUGAAUGCAGUCAGUGGUCUAAAUCCUGAGAAGUCCAAGCACGAAUUCGUAAUGGCCGUGGAGCCAACCACGGGCGUGCCAGUUCAGGUGCAUGGUCGCAUUCAGAUCAACAUGAUGCUGGAGCCGGAUGAUGAUUACGACAUUUACCGCGGCAUUCAGAAGGUGUUGAUGCCCAUGUUUUGGUUCGAUCAGUACGCCGAGCUUAGUCCCGAGCUGGCAUCCAAGGCCAAGCUGGCCAUUAACUUAUCGGACUAUGGCUUGUACUUCGGCAUUGCCUGCAUUGUUUUUGGUAGCAUCUUUUUGAUCACUGGCAUAACACUCACAAUAACCAAGCGUUGGGUGCGUCGACCCGUCGACGAUGAGGACUUAUUGACCAAUUGAAAGUAGCUGAAUAACUUACCAAACUCUAGCCAAAUUGUGCCAGGAAACACAUUCACACAUACACAGACGGACACUCGUUAACUUUGCUAGUUCAUCAUUUGCCUAAGUUUUGUUGUUUAUUGCGUCGUUCGUCAUUUUAAUAGUUGACACGGCUCCUAAUAUACGCCGAUGUUUAUAUGUGCUAUAUGCAGCAUUUGUGAUAUACACACUCUAAUUUUAAGUGCAAUAUACAUGAAUUUUGUAUGUAUUAACUUUACGAUCUACCAACCGAGAUGUUAUGUAUUUGCUUUAACAUUCCUCUGACUGUUUGAAGCUUCAAUUUGUAAAUUUACUAAACUAAAACAAAUAAUAAACAUUUGUGUACAACUUACAAUUACGAUAA
This is a messenger RNA of Drosophila hydei, 1901 nucleotides long. Its product is annotated as protein croquemort. Gene Ontology annotation, molecular function: scavenger receptor activity. Lineage: Eukaryota; Metazoa; Arthropoda; Insecta; Diptera; Drosophilidae. The record is from RefSeq and is a predicted model, not a curated record. The coding region runs from base 47 to 1519 and encodes 490 amino acids. The transcript is spliced from 4 exons. Gene Ontology annotation, cellular component: membrane; cytoplasm.